Podarcis lilfordi (Lilford's wall lizard) is the source of this 4724-nucleotide messenger RNA. NCBI's taxonomy places the organism in Eukaryota, Metazoa, Chordata, Lepidosauria, Squamata, Lacertidae. The record is from the annotation of a GenBank genome assembly.
AUGGCGGCCCGGGGACUGCGCCGCCUGCACACGGACUGCGUGGAGAGGCCCCUGUCGCGCAUGCUGCGGGACUUAGGCGGCUUGGUGGGCGCGCACCCGUGGCCCUUCCUGCUCGUGCCCUUGGUGCUGACGGGCGGGCUGGGCGCCGGCUUCAAGUACCUGCCCCGCAACGACCUCGGCGACCUGGAAGGCAUGUACACGCCCAUCGGAGGCCCCGCCAAGGCGGAGCGCCGUUUCGUCCUGGCGCACUUCCCGACGGACGACGCCGCGCGCUUCUCCCCGCAGAGGCUGAGCACCGAGGGCUCCUUCGCCUCCUUCAUCGCCGUGGCCGACGGGGACUCGCUCCUCACCCGGGAGGCCUUCGCCGAGCUGCUGGCCCUGGACGCCGCUUUCCGGAGGAUCGCCUUCGGCGGCGUCUCCUUCGACAGCCUUUGCGCGCGCAUUGGGAACGCCACGUGCAGCAGCCCCAACCCGCUGCUCAGCGCCGUGCAAGGCGACCCGGGCAGGAUCGAGGCGCUGCUGCCUACCCUGACUUUCCCCAUCGCCGAAGGCGGCGUUUUCCUCGGCCCCUUCCUGGGUGGGGAGAAGCUGCUUCCCGGAGUUGGCCCGGCGCGCCCCUUGCGCGCGGCCAAAGCGAUGCGCCUCCUUUAUUUCUUGCAGAAUGACGUGUCUUCGAGGCGCGAGGCCAGCAAGAUCUGGCUGAAGGCCUUUCUGAAGCGCAUCCCCGGCGUGCUGGACUCCUUAAAGUUCAAAUUCAUCCGGGUAAGUGGCUUUCUUCCAGCCGCUCCUAAAUUGACACUUGUAGGAGGGUCCUCUGAAAUGAAACUCAUCUUGGGAAAACUGGGCAAGUGAAUUUAUUAUUAUUAUUAUUUUAGAUCGCCAUGCAACACGCUUUAAUUUGGAAUUAAGUUGCCAUGUUUUGGAGCUCAUCAGUAAUCACACACACAAAAAUACUAUGAAGGAACGAGCAAUAAUAAUAACUAUUCAUUUUAUGAUUAUUCUUAGCCCUUGAGAACAUUAAGCUGUAAAUUAAGAGACAGAUUAUUUAACACUCUAUGUUCUUCCUUCUUUCCCCACCCCUAACCUGACAGGUAUUCUAUAUUUCCUCAGUAUCAAAAAAAGAAGAACUGGAAAAACUUACUGGCAAAGUGAUCCCAUUGGCCACUAUCGCGUAUUUUUUAACAAUAAUCUUUACAAUUGUAUCAUGUGCAAGGUAACUUCUCACCCCAUAAUUCUUGGGAGAGGGAGGGAACCAGGGCCGUAGCUAGGGGUGGUGCAAAAUAGGCUAAAAAUGUGUCCAUAAAUAUAAAUAUUGAUUAUUGCCUUAUAAGAAAUGGUUUUAAAUAAAAGGUGAAUUGAAUGGGUGGAAGGGGGCGUUGGAGAGAGGUGGAAAGAAGAGCUAAUUUGUCCAUGGCUAAGGGGUGCAAUCUGGACGGUUCUGUCAGGGGCGCAAGAUCACCUAGCUACGGCUCUGCAGGGAACAUCCCUCUUUUUCAACAUGGGCAAAUCUUUAAUACGCAGGAGGGAGCAAAUUGGCACAUGUACCAUGAAAUGCCAUAUUCCACUAGAUGCUUUUAAAUCUGUUUUCCAUGCUUUUUGGGUGUCUACUGGUCAAGUUUCUACAGUGUAGACAGAGCGAAGCCCACACAUAGACUGAAGAGACGGUGUUAUCACUACCUAGAGUGGCUUUUGAUCAUUGGUACACUAAACACAUGCUUAGUCUGCUUAUUGGGUAAUCCAGUACUGAUACCUCUGCCAGUUUCCAUUUCUCAAAGGGCGUAAAUUGGCACAUACACAUUGAAACUCUGAAUCUUGAUAUGUUCUUCUUUAUCUGCUUUACAGGAUGGAUUGUGUACGGACAAAAAUUUGGGUUUCAUUUUUUGGGGUGAUGUCAGCAGGAUUAUCAGUCGUCAGCAGCUUUGGAUUACUGCUGUUUUGUGGAAUGCCAUUUGUUAUCACGGCUGCAAAUUCACCCUUUCUUAUACUUGGUAAGUGGGCAAAUGUAUGCAUUCCUCAUGCUCUAUCCAGUGGGCUUUUGAUGAGAAUAUCUAAAUAUGAAAGAGAACUUUCACCCAUCUAUUAUUUUCCUGAACUGUGCUAAGAAUUCUAGUUUCUCUAUGGCAGAGCUUUCCAAAAUUUUCAUACUUGUAACACACUUUUUAGACAUGCGUCAUUUCGUGACACAGUAAUUCAGUUUGACUAGCAAACCGUAGGUUAAACUAACCCCUUUUCCAGUCCCUGGAGGAGCACUGGGAGCAUUUGCACGGCACACUGCAACCAACACACUAACAUGUCGCGACACACAGUUUGGAAAGCUCUGCUCUAUGGUGCUCUGUCAUGGUUAAUCUUCUUAGGCUACGGAACAGCUGCAUAUUCCUGCAUUGCAGGGGCUUGAACUAGAUGAACCUCAGGGUCCCUUCCAGUUCUAUGAUCUGCACUAUGAUCAGCUAUAUCCACUUACUUGGGAGUAAGCUGCAUUUAAUUUAGUGAGACUUACUUUUGAGUAGGUGGGGCUGUGGGUUAAACCACAGAGCCUCGGACUUGCCGAUCAGAAGGUCAGCGGUUCGAAUCCCUGUGAUGGGGUGAGCUCCAGUUGUUCGGUCCCUGUUCCUACCAACCUAGCAGUUCAAAAGCCUGUCAGAAUGCAAGUAGAUAAAUAGGUACCGCUCCGGCAGGAAGGUAAACGGCGUUUCCGUGCACUGCUCUGGUUCGCCAGAAGCGGCUUAGUCAUGCUGACCACAUGACCCAGAAGCUGUACACCGGCUCCCUUGGCCAAUAAAGCAAGAUGAGCACCACAACCCCAGAGUCAGCCACGACUGGACCUAAUGGUCAGGGGUCCCUUUACCUUUACUUUUGAGUAGAGAGGUAUAGUAUUGCACUGUAAGGUUCCAGUUGUGUGCACCAGAGUGGGGAACUGGUAGAACACAGGCUGGGUGUAUCUGUCUAGCUCAUGGCAUCCUGUCCGUAACUACAGUGAAGUCUGGAGGAAAGCUUGCCAUUGUCUCCAACGGAAGUCUUUUGUUAUUAAGGCAUCACAGGGCUCUCUGUUUUAUAUAUAGAAUUGCAAUAUUAAUAUAACUUACUAAUCUGUAAAUAAAAAAUGACUAGGUGUGUUCCUCUUGUAUAUAUCUAUAUAUUCACGUUUCUCCUGUGGCAUGUUUGCAACUGGCAUGAUCAAUAGUUCCUGUUCUUCAGGGGUUGGUGUUGAUGACAUGUUCAUCCUGGUGUCCUGCUGGCAGAAGACUCAAGUGAAGAAGAGUGUCAAAGAUCGGAUGGCUGACACCUACGCAGAUGCAGCUGUUUCUGUUACUAUCACAACACUUACCGACGUUUUAGCCUUCUACAUUGGAAUUGAAAGUUCCUUCAUGUCCAUUCGGUCAUUUUGCUUGUAUACAGGCACAGCCUUUCUUUUCUGCUACGUCUACAACCUGACUUUCCUUGGGGCAAUUAUUGCUCUUAAUGGCCGAAGAGAAGAAAGCAACAGGCAUUGGCUAACGUUCCAGAAAGUGAUGGAUAAGCCUCAAGAUUCGAAGAGCCCUAUGUAUAACAGGUGCUGUAUAGGAGGGUUUAUUGAUGAGUCCACUGGAGCAGAGAUUGAGCAUCCCAUGAAUGGCUUCUUUAAAAAUUACUAUGGCCCCUUCCUGAUGCACACCUGGACCAAGUUGUUUGUGACAGUCCUGUAUCUGGCAUACCUGGUAAGUAGUAGUUAUGGGUGCGGACAACUUAAAGAAGGAAUAAAUGUCCGAAAUCUAGCUGUAGAUCGUUCUUAUGUCAUUCCAUAUUAUGACCUGGAAGAAAAAUAUUUUUCUGAGUAUGGCCCCAGGGUCAUGGUUAUCGUUACGGAAAGCAUACCGUAUUGGAUUUCAUCUGUCCGUGCAGAUCUUGAGAACUGCAUGCAAUCAAUGGAAAAUCUAUCCUAUGUGGACAAGGAUCUUUCAGAGUCAUGGUUGAGAACUUACGAAACUGUUGCAAAAGGCAUUUCUUCAAAUUUAAAUGACCAAAGUUCAUUUAUUGGCAAUUUAUCAGCCCUGUUUAGAGUACAUCCAGAAUCUGAGUGGGAUGUUAAUGUUAGUGCUAUGGAAAUUCCAGUGUCACGAUUUUUCGUACAGACCAUCAAUAUUACCAAUGUAGAGAAGAAGAAGGAACUUUUAAACCAGUUCAGACAGCUUGCAGAGGACUGUAAGUUACCACUGAUGGUUUAUCAUCCAGCUUUUAUAUACUUUGAUCAAUACAAUGUAAUAAUUAAGAACACCAUUCAUAGUGUUUUGAGCGCUGCUGGUGCCAUGUUAAUUACUUCCUUGCUGCUCAUCCCCAAUCCUCUUUGCUCCCUGUGGGUAACCUUUGCUAUUACCUCUGUUAUUGUUGGUGUGUCUGGUUUCAUGGCCUUUUGGAAUGUGAGCCUUGACUCCAUAUCCAUGAUCAGCCUUGUUAUCUGCAUAGGGUUUUCAGUAGACUUCUCAGCCCAUAUUUCCUAUGCCUUCAUUGCCAGUGAGGAACCCAGAGUGAACGACAAGGCAGUGGAAUCUCUCUACCGCCUUGGUUACCCUGUCUUACAGGGUGCUGUUUCCACCGUUGCGGGUAUCCUGGUGCUGUCCAUGUCAUCCACUUACAUCUUUAGAACUUUUUUUAAGAUAAUGUUUCUGGUUAUCGUGUUGGGACUCGUUCACGGUCUCGUUUUUAUUCCUGUGUUUUUAACAUUCUUUUUUGGGGAUAUUAUUCCUUAA